UGACAGAUACCCUUAUUAUGGAAGCGAGCCAGUGUCUGGCAGUGUCCAGUAUUCUGGGUCCUAUGCCGAGCUCUGUCUCCUCCAGAUCCUUUAGCCCACAACAGUUGGAGUAUUCCCGCAAGAGGAAGAUCAGCGAGACCGAUAGUCUAACCACAGACGGAGCUGAAACGAAUGAUCUGCAGAGCAGAGAGGCUCACAGCCAGACUGAGAAGCGGCGGCGGGAUAAAAUGAACACAUUGAUUGAGGAAUUGUCCGCCAUGAUCCCGCAGUGUGACCCCUUACCCCGUAAGCUUGACAAGCUAACUGUCCUGCGGAUGGCUGUUCAGCAUUUGAAAUCACUGAAGGGUUCCAGCAGCUCGUUCACAGAGGAGAGUUACAAGCCAUCAUUCUUGCACCAGGACGAGCUCAGACACUUAAUCCUAAAGGCAGCCGACGGCUUCCUGUUUGUGGUCGGAUGCGACAGAGGAAAAAUCCUGUUUGUGUCUGAAUCCGUCUCAAAGACGCUGAAGUACAGCCAGGCUGACCUGAUAGGACAAAGUCUGUUCGAUUAUCUACAUCCCAAGGAUGUUGCCAAAGUAAAGGAACAGCUGUCCUCCUCGGACAUCACCCCACGGGAAAAAUUAAUUGAUGCCAAAACUGGUUUGCAAGUGCACACACACUUUCAGGCUGGCUCGUCCCGUCUCCAUUGGGGCUCCCGACGGUCGUUUUUCUGUCGCAUGAGGACCAGCCGCGUGUCCAACAAAGAGAAGGAGGAAUUCCUUCCCGGAGUCAAGAAAAAAGAACACCGGCGGUACUGUACCAUCCACUGCACGGGCUACCUCCGCAACUGCCUGUCCAGCGAGGUAGGCAUGAAAGAAGACAGUGACUCCGAGAAAGAGUCCUACAAUUUCAGCUGCCUCGUGGCCAUUGGAAGGCUUCACCCGUACAUCAUACCGCAGAGCACUGCUGAUAUUAAAGUCAAGCCCCCCGAGUUUGUCACACGUUACACCAUGGAUGGUAAAUUUGUUUAUGUGGAUCAACGAGCCACGGCUAUUUUAGGGUAUCUUCCUCAGGAGCUGUUGGGCACUUCCUGCUAUGAGUACUUCCAUCCAGAUGACCACAGCCACCUAACGGAGCAGCACAAAAGUGUUCUUCAGAGUAAAGAGAAAAUUGUGACAAAUCCGUACAAGUUCAGGGUGAAAGACGGGUCCUUCAUUAUCCUGAGGAGCCAGUGGUUCAGUUUCAUUAAUCCGUGGACCAAAGAGUUUGAAUAUAUUGUAUCGGUUAACACCGUGGUCUUAGGCCAAGGGUCAUCUCUAGAGUCUGUCUCUCUCCCCGGGAGCUCGCACUCUUCAGAAGAUACUUCCAAGCGUCCUUACCGCAACUUACCUGGGAUGUCCAGCGGGACAGUGCUUGGUGCUGCAAACAUUGGAAAAGAGAUUGCAAAACAGAUAUUAGAACUGCAGAGGUUGCACUCUCCACCGUUUAAUGGAGAUAUAAGUCCUAGCAUCCUUUUAAAGAAAUCCCCCCUUGGCCUUGGCACCCCAUCCGGGGAGAAAGACGAUUUGGUACGACUGUCCCCUUCAGAAAUUGAGAAACUAGACGCGUCUUCUCAAAAUGACACCUUGCCUUCGUUCCCUAUUCCAGACCACCUCAUGAGUGACGGUUCCACUUUUGACUUCGAGAACGACGAAACCGCCAUGGCCGCCCUCAUGAACUUUUUCGAGGCAGAUGGCGGCCUUGGCGACAACGGAGACCUGAACAAUACACACUGGACCGCCUUUUAA
Staurois parvus is the source of this 1766-nucleotide messenger RNA. Lineage: Eukaryota; Metazoa; Chordata; Amphibia; Anura; Ranidae. The record is from the annotation of a GenBank genome assembly.